UGUCCUGUGCAGGUGCUGUCCCGCCUGGGGGUGGGUCCCGGCUGGCGCUUCGUGGACGUGUUGGGCUUCGAGGAAGAGGCGCUGGGCGCUGUGCCGGCCCCUGCCUGUGCACUGCUGUUGCUGUUCCCCCUCACCGAGCAGCACGAGAACUUCAGGAAACAACAGACUGAGAAAAUAAAGGAUCAAGAAAUCAGUUCCAAGGUGUAUUUCCUGAAGCAGACAGUCAGUAACUCCUGUGGCACAAUUGGUCUGAUACAUGCAGUUGCUAAUAAUAAAGACAAACUGAAGCUUGAUGAGGGGUCCGCCCUGAAGAAGUUUCUUGAUGAAACAGCUGAUCUGUCUCCUGAAGAGAGAGCUAAGCAUUUUGCAAAUAAUAAGGCUAUACAAGAAGUUCACAAUUCGGUUGCACAAGAAGGACAAUGUCGGGUUGAGGACAACAGCGUGAACUUCCACUUCAUCCUGUUUGUCAAUGUGGAUGGGCAUCUGUAUGAAUUGGAUGGGCGUAUGCCAUUUCCUGUGAACCAUGGCACAACCUCGGAUGACCUGCUAUUGAAGGAUUCUGCUAAGAUCUGCAGACAAUUUACAGAACGUGAAAAAGGAGAAGUUCGUUUUUCUGCUGUGGCUUUCUGCAAAUCUGCCUGAGACUCUGAAGAGAUGCAAGGAAAGCAGUCUAAUAGCACACCAGUAAAUGCAGUCUAAACUCCAGUGCUUCAGUACUUGUUAAACACAGCUGUUCUGGUAACUUAAAUUGUUUCCACCUUUUGCUAUACACAGGAGCAACAUCAGCAGAGCUUAUGCUAAGGAUGAGCUCAAGUUUUAAUGUGAACAGUUUGGACACAUCAGAUGUCUUUAGACUCUUUUUUCACAUGUUAAGUAGAAAAUGCUUAACAGGGCUUGUUUAAUCUGUGUCAUGUUAUUUGAGCUGUUGAUUGAUAUUUCCUUGUCCUUAAUGAGAAUAAAAUAUUCUGUUGGAAGACUGAA
Molecule: messenger RNA, 981 nt
Organism: Balearica regulorum gibbericeps (East African grey crowned-crane)
Lineage: Eukaryota; Metazoa; Chordata; Aves; Gruiformes; Gruidae
Source: RefSeq, a predicted model, not a curated record